This is a messenger RNA of Sporisorium graminicola, 2043 nucleotides long. RefSeq lists its product as uncharacterized. Gene Ontology annotation, molecular function: RNA helicase activity; ATP binding; nucleic acid binding. Bases 1 to 2043 code for a protein of 680 amino acids. The transcript has a single exon. Lineage: Eukaryota; Fungi; Basidiomycota; Ustilaginomycetes; Ustilaginales; Ustilaginaceae. Gene Ontology annotation, cellular component: nucleolus. The record is from RefSeq and is a predicted model, not a curated record.
AUGUCGGAAGCCUCAUCGUCCAAGGUCAAGGCAGACUCGCUGCUGCCACCCGCACAGAAGGCCGCCGCAUCAACGCCAUCAGCGGCAACCAACGGGCAGACCAAUACCACUUCCUCGCUCGCCACAAAGCACGGCAUCGAGCUGCCCUCGCAAGAGGACGCAGAGCGACUCGGAUUCAACGUCUUCUCCCACAUCCUCGACCCGCGUCUGCUACGCGCACUUGCCGAUCUUGGCUUUGGCAUCCCGACUCCAAUUCAGCAAAAAGCCAUCCCGCUCGCACUCGCUGGUAAAGACAUUCUCGCCAGAGCACGCACUGGAUCCGGAAAGACGCUUGCAUACGGUCUUCCACUGCUCCAGAAGGUGCUCGAUGCCAAGAGUGCCGUUGCCAAGUCAGAUCCCAACCAUCAGCUGACUCGUGCCCUCGUGCUCGUACCGACGCGCGAGCUUGCCGAACAAGUGUUCCGCCAUCUCUCCGUCAUCAUCGAGUAUGUUCGGGACGACAUUCGACUGGUCAACGUGGCGAGAGAGGCGUCUGACAAAGUGCAGCGUCUGCUGCUCAGCGAGAAACCAGAUGUGGUUAUCGCCACGCCGUCCAAGGCACUCAACUAUCUGCAGAACGGAUCACUCGACCUAAAGACAGGAAUGGAAUCGCUCGCCAUCGACGAAGCCGAUCUCAUCCUUUCCUACGGACACGACGCCGACGUCAAAUCCUUGCUCGGCGGCAACUUCCUUCCCAGCCACUUCCAGUCAUUCCUCAUGUCUGCCACCAUGACGUCGGACGUAUCCAAGCUCAAAGGCCUUCUGCUGCGCAACCCGGUCAUUCUCAAGCUCAACCACGAAGACGAGUCGGCGUCCGGUUCCAACCUCGUGCAGUUCUACACAAAGACGACCGAGGAGGACAAGUUCCUGUUGGUCUAUGUUAUCCUCAAGCUCAAGCUGAUCAGGGGCAAGGCAAUUCUGUUUGUCAAUGAGUUGGAGAGGGGAUACAGGCUGAAGUUGUUCCUGGAAAAGUUCGGACUGCGCGCGUGCGUGCUCAAUGCCGAGCUGCCGAUCAACUCGAGGUACAGCAUCGUGGAGGAGUUUAACAAGGGCAAGUUCGACUACAUCGUUGCUACGGAUGAGCCCACGGGUGGCAGUGGCAAGGUGGAGGAAGAUGACGAGGCAGAAGAGGAAGUGGCAGGCGAGGAGGAAGAUGCAGAGGAGGACGCAGCAGAGGGAACGGAGGGCGACACCAAGAAGCGCAAAUCCAACGACGAGAACAAAUCGAGCAAGAAGUCCAAAACUUCCUCGACUCGUCCGUCCAAACGCACCAAGUCGACCGCGGCGGAAUACGGCGUCUCGCGCGGUGUCGACUUUGUCAACGUCUCUUGCGUUAUCAACUUCGAUCUGCCCACCAGCAUCGACUCGUACAUCCACCGAGUCGGCCGCACGGCCCGUGGUGGAUCCUCGGGCACAUCACUAUCCUUCGUCGUGCCCUCCUCCGAAGUCGGUCGUUCGAAAUACCUCUAUUGCUCGAGCACGACACGCGACGAAGCCAUGUUCAAGCAGCUCACGCGACCCUCUUCGCUCUCGCUCCUCGGCGGGACGCUGCAGGAGUGGAACUACGACGCCUCGUCCGUCUCCGGAUUCCGAUACCGCGUCACCGACACACUCAAGAGCAUCACGCGCGCCACGAUCCGCGAGGCACGCGUCAAGGAGCUCAAACACGAGAUUCUCACCUCGAGCAAGCUGCAGUCGCACUUCGAGGACCACCCGGACGAUCUGGCGUAUCUGCAGCACGACAAGGCGCUGCUCAGCAACCGCGCGCAGCAGUCGCACCUGAAACACGUCCCGCAGUACCUCGUCCCCAAAAUCAUUAAUCCGAGUAGCGCCAAGUUGACCGGCAGUGGUACUGGCGCGUACAAGGGGUACGUACCCAAGGCCAAGGUGGACGACAAGAACGGCAAGGCCAAGCACGGCAAGCGCAGCAAGACAAAGAGCUCCAGUGCGUCGACGCGGGGCAGGAAGAAGGUCGAUCCACUGAGAAAGUUUUCUAAAAAGUAA